This is a messenger RNA of Aureobasidium vineae, 378 nucleotides long. The record is from the annotation of a GenBank genome assembly. Lineage: Eukaryota; Fungi; Ascomycota; Dothideomycetes; Dothideales; Saccotheciaceae.
AUGGGCUUCUGGGCAAUCUUUGAGAUCAUCGGCGUCGUCUGCACGGUCAGCGACUUUCUUUCAGUUCCCUUGUGCCACCCUGGCGACUGGGAUCAAGCAUCCAUCGACAUGAAAACCCCAUCCCAAGCACUCAAGGAACGCUUGGAGGCAUUUCCAGACGAUGUGCGCAUCGAGGUUCCAGACGGUCCCAUCGAUGAGGCUGAAGUCGAGAACAUCAUGGCCUCGGCUGUCUCUAUGAUGAGAUCCCAAGUAAACGUUGAUCCGGAUGCCAUGACCGCAGAGGAGGUCGAGCGCUUCUUGGAUGGACUUUUGGCUCCCAAGCCUACAACCAUGAUGACUGUUGCUACAAGCAAGCCCACCGACCAGCCCCAAUCCUGA